CUAGGUUUCGUUUGCCUUUCCUCUUUUUUUUUCCCCUCUUUUAUCGUUUAUUUUUCUCCUCCUCCGCUUACAGACACUUCCCCCUCGCUUAUUGCUCCCCUUGUUAGGGUUUUUGCUUUCUCUCGCUUAGGGUUUUUGGUCGGCAACCGCAACCCUCACGAGAAUGAGCAGCAACAAGGACAGCUUCAACGUCGCUGAUCUCAGCACUGGUGAGCAGACUCCGUUUCUGGAAAUUCUUGACAGAGCUGACCUUGUUAAUGCUCUAAAGAAUAAACUUCAGGAUCUUGCUGGUAAGCACUCGGAUGUGCUAGAGAGUUUAUCCCCCAAUGUCAGGAAACGUGUUGAUGCGCUGAGGGAAAUCCAGUCUCAACAUGAUGAUUUGGAGGCAAAGUUUUUCGAGGAAAGAGCAGCACUUGAAGCUAAAUACCAGAAGCUGUAUCAACCACUUUAUACCAAGAGACACGAAAUUGUAACUGGUGUGGUUGAGGUUGAAGGAGGUAUAAAUGAUACAGAGGCAACAAACCAGGCGGACGGAGAUGAGAAAGGAGUUCCGGACUUCUGGCUCACCGCAAUGAAGAACAAUGAGGUGCUUGCUGAAGAGAUUAAUGAGCGUGAUGAAGGGGCUUUGAAGUUCCUCAAUGAUAUAAAGUGGUCCAGAAUUGAUAACCCUAAAGGGUUCAAGCUAGAAUUUUUCUUCGACACCAAUCCUUUCUUCAAGAACUCUGUUUUGACUAAAACUUAUCACAUGAUUGAUGAAGAUGAACCUAUUUUGGAGAAAGCAAUUGGGACGGAGAUAGAGUGGUAUCCCGGAAAAUGUUUGACACAAAAAAUUCUGAAAAAGAAGCCGAAGAAAGGAUCAAAAAAUGCCAAGCCAAUUACUAAAACGGAACAAUGUGAAAGCUUCUUCAACUUCUUUAGCCCACCCCAAGUUCCUGACGAGGAUGAUGAUAUUGAUGAAGAUGCUGCUGAGGAACUCCAAAAUCUAAUGGAGCAAGAUUAUGACAUUGGGUCGACCAUUCGAGACAAAAUCAUUCCUCAUGCUGUAUCAUGGUUCACGGGAGAGGCUGCCGAGGAUGAGUAUGGUGGUAUUGAAGACGAUGAGGACGAUCUCGAUGAAGAAGAUGAGGAUGAUGAGGAGGAUGAGGAAGAAGAUGAGGAAGAUGAUGACGAUGAAGAGGAUGAAGAUGAAAGCAAGACCAGAAAGAAGCCAUCAGCCCUGCGCAAGAAGGGUGGAAGAGCACCCGCUGGUGAGGCGCAGCAGCAGGAGGGUGAAAGGCCUCCAGAAUGCAAGCAACAGUAGCUUUGAAUUAUGGCUGUUAGAUUUUGACAUUGUUGUGGCUUCGUUUGUGUGGGAAUAUGUGAAAGAUUUUUUCUUUUUGUUUCUAAAGUAGAACAUGUGAGAUUGAUUAUUAGCUCUGGCAAGUUUUGAGUCAUCACACAUCUGUGUAUUUAUGGGCCGCCUUUAGAGUACUUCCUCCAUCUUUCUGUUCAUCAGUUGAAAUUUAUAUCGUUUCAGUUUUUUGGUCAGAGAAGUGGUUAAAUAGUUAGAAAUGUCGUGUGAAUUUUCUGUCUGCUGCUGGUUGGGACAAUGGGUCUGAUGUCUACCGAAAGCUCAAAGUAUAGCUAUAAUUUAUUAGUUAUGGUAUU
Messenger RNA from Sesamum indicum (sesame), 1647 nucleotides. Lineage: Eukaryota; Viridiplantae; Streptophyta; Magnoliopsida; Lamiales; Pedaliaceae. The record is from RefSeq and is a predicted model, not a curated record.